Molecule: messenger RNA, 1564 nt
Organism: Malus domestica (apple)
Lineage: Eukaryota; Viridiplantae; Streptophyta; Magnoliopsida; Rosales; Rosaceae
Source: RefSeq, a predicted model, not a curated record
AUGAGCCCGCACCACAUGGAUUCACUGAAGAAAGUUCCAAUUCUUGGCAGAAUACGUGAAACAGGGUUGAAAGCAAUAUCUGAGCAUCUAAAGCCGAACAUGUAUACUAGGGAUGAGUAUAUUAUUCGAAAGGGUGAACCGUUGCGGAAGAUGCUGUUCAUCUGGCAAGGCACUGCUUUGAGCUACACAGCUACUAAAGGCGCAACAACAAGUGUUUGCAAAUGCCUUGAGAAAAAUGAUUUCUAUGGAGAAGAACUUGUAAUUUGGGCAUUGAAAUCUGCCUCAUUUUCUGAGUUGCCUAUCUGCACUACAACCCUUGUGUCCCAAUCAAAAGUUGAAGCAUUUUCAAUCACGGCAAACCACUUGAAGUCUGUAGUCGCUGAGUUUUGGUGGCACUUUAGAUGGGAGCUUCCUCCCUCUCGGUUGGAGUAUUUUGCAGCUUCUUCCACACAAGCAGCCUGGUGCCGCCACCAUGCAAAAAAGCUAAGAGAUCAACUGGUGUCUAAGGUCACCGUUGAAGAUGUACUGGAGAAGCAAUCAGUUGGUGCUCGGGACAAAAAUGAUUUUGGAGUUGUUGGUGUCCACCAUGUCGGAUUGUUGUGUGAAAACCUUGAAAGAUCUCUCAGCUUUUACCAAAACAUUUUAGAGCAGCAAAUGAGGAAGUGGGGUCUAAAUUCUGAUUCUUUUUCCAAAUUUCCCCCAAAACACAGCGAGCCAGGAGCUGUAGGGAAUGGUCACAAAGAACACAGGUCAUCGACAAAAACCCAGAUGAGCAGCUGCUCUUCCAUGGCUUCCCUUCUCAUCCCACCACCCACUCUUCGUCUCCAACUCAAGGAGGAUGGGAUCAGAGUCAGCACUGUGCUUACGAACUUAUCAUCUAAAAUUGACCGGACCUGUCUGAGAAGUUGCAGACGUCAGGGACGGUGUUUUGUGACGAAAGCUCAGGUCACCGUUGAAGAAAUUGUACUGGAGAAGCAAUCAGUUGGUGAUCAGGACCAAAAAGAUUUUGGAGUUGUUGGUGUCCACCAUGUCGGAUUGUUGUGUGAAAACCUCGAAAGAUCUCUCAGCUUUUACCAAAACCUUUUAGGUCUUGAAAUAAAUGAGGCCAGGCCACAUGACAAGCUCCCCUUCAGAGGUGCCUGGUUAUGGGUUGGUUCAGAGAUGAUUCAUCUCAUGGAACUUCCAAAUCCCGACCCUUUAACCGGAAGACCAGCCCAUGGAGGUCGUGACCGCCAUACUUGUAUUGCAAUCCGGGAUGUGUCUAAGCUCAAAGCAAUCCUCGACGACGCUGGUAUUACCUACACGCCUAGCAAGUCCGGGAGGCCUGCGAUUUUUACACGAGACCCGGACGCAAAUGCUCUGGAGUUUACUCAAGUUUGAUAGCUGAGAGUUGCAGGCUUAACCUUUAUGUAUCAAUCCCGUCGUGGUUACAUUAUGUUUAGACACACUAAUUGAGAUUAGUAGAGUGUUGUACAGGUUAUACAUAAAACGAUCAUUGUUAUUUGGGCUGCUGGUGUAAAGAGCUUCAUUACAUCAUAUUAUGAUAAAUUGUUAAUUUGGAUCA